This is a messenger RNA of Sapajus apella (tufted capuchin), 1541 nucleotides long. RefSeq names its product LysM domain containing 2 (gene LYSMD2). The record is from RefSeq and is a predicted model, not a curated record. Bases 343 to 990 code for a protein of 215 amino acids. The transcript is spliced from 4 exons. Lineage: Eukaryota; Metazoa; Chordata; Mammalia; Primates; Cebidae.
CGGGAAGGCUGAGCAGGCUCUUUGGAGACGCUCGGGGCUCCGGAGCGCGUGGGUGGCAAAGGCUUGCAAGCUUCUGAGGAGCAUUCGGGUGAGCGGGCAUCCUGACGUGGAAGCCGCCGGGAGAGCGGGCUCAGGUACGUGUGCCGCGGGCGCCCGGGGCAGGCAGGACGCGGAGGAGGCGCCCGCCAUGCCCGGCCUGCCGCUCCUCGCCUCGGCUUCCCGCCAGCCGCCCCCGCGGAACGGCCUGCCGCGGCCCCUGUGAGGAGGAAGAGGCGGCGGCGGCGGCGGAGGAGGCGCCGCCCCCUUGGCGAGCUCCCCGACCCGGCGGCCUCGGCAGGACCCAUGGCGGAUUCCUCGCCCGCACAGUCCCUGCGGGAAGGCGGCCCCUGCGCGCCGCGGCCCUCGGCCCCCUCCCCGCCGCCGCGCCCGCGCUCCGGCUCCGAGUCCGAGGAGGCCGAGCUGUCGCUGAGCCUGGCCCGCACCAAGACCCGCUCGUACGGCAGCACGGCCAGCGUGCGGGCGCCGCUGGGCGCCGGCGUCAUCGAGCGCCAUGUGGAGCACCGGGUCCGCGCGGGCGACACGCUGCAGGGCAUCGCGCUCAAGUACGGUGUCACGAUGGAACAGAUUAAAAGGGCCAAUAAACUGUUUACCAAUGACUGUAUAUUUCUGAAGAAGACUUUGAACAUCCCAGUUAUAUCAGAGAAGCCUUUGUUGUUUAACGGGCUUAACUCCAUUGAUUCUCCAGAAAAUGAAACUGUUGAUAACAGUUUUUCUCAGGAAGAGGAGCCAGUGGUGGCUGGGGAAGACCUUUCGCCUACCAGUCCUCAAGAAUCUGAUGUUCAGCCUGUGCAGCCUGAGGAAGUAUCAGCCAGAGAUUUCCUGCAGAGACUUGACUUGCAGAUUAAGUUAUCCACACAGGCAGCCAAGAAGCUAAAAGAAGAGAGCAGAGAUGAAGAAAGUCCCUAUGCAACUUCCCUCUAUCACAGUUAGGUGAUUUGGGGACAUAACUGAAACCAAAAUUAAGAUAUGUUUGGACCAUAAAGAAUCCAACAAAUGAAGAUUCAAAAACAUCCCUUCUGGAUUCUCAUAGUGUUCAUCUUAAAAUCGUAACUAGGUAGUUCUACCUGCUGCAAUUGCACUGAAGUGAUUAGUUCCCUCUGGCUUUCUAUAAUUGUAAGUCUUUGUUAUGGCAUGAUGGCAAGGUUGUAUCCUAAAGCUCAUCACUUUUGUAGGUGGUGUUAGUUUUUAGACUAGCUUUUAUAAAUACUAAUUGACAUAAAGCAUCAGAGACCUAUUUAUAUAUUUAGGCUAAAAAUAAUGUCUCCUUAUGCAAUCCUGAUUAUGUGAAACUAUGGUUGCUGUUUAAGUGAUGCUGAAUUAGCUGUGUGUUUAUAACUUAAGUGCUAUAAAUAUACACAUAUAUAUUUCAAUAUGUCUUACAUAUUCUGUAUUAAUAUAAAGAACCAAAUUUUGUCUGCUAUUUUGUAAAAAUAAACCACAAAAGUCUGAAUGAGAAAAUAAACUAUGUUUUCAAACUUGAA